Messenger RNA from Geodia barretti, 735 nucleotides. Lineage: Eukaryota; Metazoa; Porifera; Demospongiae; Tetractinellida; Geodiidae. The record is from the annotation of a GenBank genome assembly.
AUGCGAAAAACGCAAAGGUUCACAAAUUUGGUGACGGACGGGGAGAAAUUAAUCGCGUUUGGGAGAUACGGUGCAAGCAACGGCGAGUUUGACAGCGAUGCCUCAGACAUUGAAAUUGAUGCUGAAGGGAAUGUGCUUAUUGCGGACACCGGCAAUCAUCGUGUGGUCAAGUUUAACGCGGACGGGAAGUUUAUAUUGAAAUUUGGGGUAAAGGGACGUGGCGAGGGAGAAUUUGUCAAGCCUAUCGCCGUUGUCGCUUUGGCAACGGGUGAGAUUUUGGUUAAAGAUAAGAGCCAGUUCAAACGGUUUUUGGGAAGUCCACUCGCAAAUUUUUUGGAUGUGGUUUCACCGUCCGGGCAGGGGCUCGCUGAUACUUAUUCAACCGGCACAGGACUUGUCAAUUCGAUCAUUGAUACCACUCGUCCACGCUCUGCCUCUCUUAGCCCAAAUUCGCAGUCGUCAGAUCUGGCUAUCCUACAUCGGCGGAUUCGUCUGCUUGAGGAAGCGGAAUAUCGCCGUUACCUCAACGAAUAUCUCGAUGAAGAAGAUGAGAAAGACGAAAACAAAAAAGAGGAGGCGGAAGAUCUGAAGAUUAAAGGAUUCGUGAGACAAUCUAUCACAACGUCAUUGCGCGUGUACAGCGAUUUAGUAGUAACGGAAAAUAUAAAGGACGUGUGGUUUAUGAAGUGGAUAGACAGAGCGCGGAAGACCAUGAUCUCGCUUUCCUUACCUUAG